Molecule: messenger RNA, 1028 nt
Organism: Stegastes partitus (bicolor damselfish)
Lineage: Eukaryota; Metazoa; Chordata; Actinopteri; Pomacentridae
Product: formin-like protein 14
Exons: 4
Coding region: 148-831 (227 amino acids)
Biological process (GO): inner mitochondrial membrane organization
Cellular component (GO): mitochondrion; MICOS complex
Source: RefSeq, a predicted model, not a curated record
GGAAGUGCGGACGUUCCUGAGCAGUGUAGUGUGGGCCCCAGCCUGCUAUAACCGGCUCUAAGACAAGUAAACUGUCCAAAAACAGAAGUGGAUGUAAGUCUACCACAUCACACGUAACCAAGACAACUGACAAGCAGCGGACUGACAAUGGGAGCCAACAACAGCACCCGCCGCGUGUCGUUUGAGUCAGACGAGAACGAGAAUAUAACAGUGGUGAAGGGCAUACGGCUUUCCGAGAAUGUCAUCAAGCGCAUGAGGGAACCCGCAGAACUGCAACAGCAACAACAUGCUCCCACUCCACCACCAUCCACGGCACCUCCCCUCGCUCCUUCUCCUCCUCUGCGGCCAGUCCCUCCCCUCUUUGACCCGAUCACCUCCUUGCCUCCUCCCCCUCCUCUUGUAGAACCUGUUGCACCUCCAGCUCCUCCUCCAGUUCCAUCUGCCACAGAGACUGUGGCUGCAUCUUCACCACCUCCUCCUCCUCCUCCUCCUCCUCCAGCAGAACAGCCCACAGUGGAACCAGUAGCACCUGCUCCUGAGCCAGUGGCGGUACCUGAGUCCAGUCCAGUCCCACCACUUGCUGCGGCACCACCAGUGGAUGAGGAGGCCCUGAGGAAGAAGAUCACUGAUGAGCUGUAUAAAGGCUUGGAGCAAGACAGGGCCAAGGCAGAGCAAGAACUGCAAGCCUGGUUAGACGCAUGCACACAAAUGCACAAAGACACACACACACACACACUUUUACUCUGGAAUGGGAAAGUAGUUUUUGUUUACAGCCUUGGUCAAAUCAGUUUGGUGUUGCCAAGGGGCUUUUUAAUUUCAGAGGUAAACUGAUCGGUGUAAUUUGGAGUUAAAAUCUGAAAGGCUGAAUUUUCGGUUUUCCCUCUGCGGUGUGUAUUUUUGUCUGUCCUUUUCUUUACCCCUCAUCUCCUUGUUCCUUCCUCCUGUCUCAUCAUAACAGCCUGGAUUGGGGGGUGCUACAGGUACUACAGUGCCCAUUCCUGCUCCAGAUUUUUAUAAGAAACGGAAGA